Lotus japonicus is the source of this 2752-nucleotide messenger RNA. RefSeq names its product cellulose synthase-like protein G2. Lineage: Eukaryota; Viridiplantae; Streptophyta; Magnoliopsida; Fabales; Fabaceae. Gene Ontology annotation, cellular component: trans-Golgi network; plasma membrane. Gene Ontology annotation, molecular function: cellulose synthase (UDP-forming) activity; mannan synthase activity. The transcript has 9 exons. Gene Ontology annotation, biological process: cellulose biosynthetic process; plant-type primary cell wall biogenesis. Bases 134 to 2434 code for a protein of 766 amino acids. The record is from RefSeq and is a predicted model, not a curated record.
AUUUUUUAUGAUAAUGUCAGCAUGAGACAAAGAGUUAUCAUCAACAGAGAAUUUUUUGACAUUUGUUUUUAUAAACUGAGUAAAGUCCAGAGAGACGCACCAAUUACAUGUUUAUCAUCCAGGAGGAAGAAAAAUGGAGACUAGUCAAGGGACCCAUCCUCUCAAUAUCUGCCAUGUCCAAAACCUGUUGGUUAUCAUCAACAGGCUACACAUGCUCCUCCAUUCCACUGCUUUAUGCUUCUUGUUCUAUUACAGGCUUUGCUUUCUUUUCCAAGACACAGAAACCAGAGGAAGCCACUUGCUACCAUGGCUUCUUGUUUUUGCUUCAGAAAUUGUUCUUUCCUUCAUUUGGAUCCUUGGCCAAGCGUUUCGUUGGCGUCCCGUUUCGCGGUCUGUCUUCCCAGAAAGAUUGCCAGAGGAUGAUAAGCUUCCUGAUAUUGAUGUGUUCAUAUGCACUGCUGAUCCAAUUAAGGAACCCACUUUGGAGGUGAUGAACACUGUUUUGUCAGCCAUGGCACUGGAUUAUCCUCAAGAGAAGGUUCAUGUGUAUCUUUCAGAUGAUGGGGGUUCCCCCAUGACUCUUCAUGGUGUGAGGAAGGCUUGGGAAUUUGCAAGGUGGUGGCUUCCAUUCUGCAAGAGGUACAGAAUCAAGAACAGGUGCCCCAAGGUUUACUUUUCUGAUUUUGAGGAUGAUGGUAGUGAUUUUGCCAGGAGUAGUGUGUAUUUGGCAGAUAAGCAAAAGAUGAAGGAAAAGUAUGAGGCUUUUAAAGAGGAGAUACAGACAUUCAGAAAAGAUGGGGCUUUCUCCAGAGAUAGUUCUGGUAUAACUGAUGGAGAUCACUCAUCCUGCAUCGAGACAUUCAGAAAAGAUGGGGCUUUCUCCAGAGAUAGUUCUGGUAUAACUGAUGGAGAUCACUCAUCCUGCAUCGAGGUGAUGCAAGAAAACAAUAUUGAUGUAGAUAAUGUCAAAUUGCCUCUCCUUGUCUAUGUUUCUCGAGAGAAGAAGCCUUCUCAUCCCCACCAUUUCAAGGCUGGAUCCCUCAAUGUUCUGCUUCGCGUAUCUGCUUUGAUGAGCGAUUCUCCCUACAUCCUAGUUCUAGAUUGUGACAUGUUCUGCAAUGAUCCAACUUCAGCUCGAAGUGCUAUGUGUUUCCACCUUGAUCCAAAGAUAUCUUCUUCCUUAGCUUUGGUUCAAUUUCCUCAGAAAUUUCACAACAUCAGUAAGAAUGACAUCUAUGAUAGUCAGCUGAGAUCACUAUUUACACUACAAUGGCAAGGAAUGGAUGGGCUUAAGGGACCAGUGAUGUCAGGUACAGGGUUUUAUAUAAAAAGGGUAUCACUGUAUGGAAAUUGCGCACACAGAGGAGAGACUGAUCUGCUUCAACUUAAAGAAUAUUUUGGUUCAUCCCAUGAAUUUAUCAAAUCAUUUACUCAAAACUACACUAGUGAUUUGGCGUCUGGUCGGAAUGCAUUUAUUCAAGAACUUCACUUGUUGGCUUCUUGCAAGUAUGAAACUGGCACCAAAUGGGGACAAGAGGUUGGUUUCUCAUAUGAUAGUGUAGUGGAAGACUUCCUUACAGGAUUUUUCUUGCAUUGUAAUGGAUGGACUUCAGUUUUCUGUGAACCAUCUAGACCACAGUUCCUAGGUACAGCUACAACAAAUUUGAAUGAUGUGCUAAUCCAAGGCACAAGAUGGUACUGUGGUUUGUUUGAAAAUGGUAUAAAUAGGUUUUGCCCCCUUAUAUAUGGCUCUCAAAGGAUGCCACUUCUUCAGAGCCUAUGUUAUGCUGAACUCACAUAUUUCCCUCUUUAUUGCUUGCCUCUUUGGUGUUUUGCUACCAUCCCUCAGCUCUGUCUGCUAAAUGGAGUGCCCUUGUACCCUAAGGUUUCAGACCCAUUUUUCAUGAUAUAUUUGUUCAUUUUUCUAUCAUCUCUUUUAAAACACUUACAAGAAGUCUUCUUAACUGGGGGAACUCUCCAGAAGUGGUUAAAUGAGCAGAGGAUCUGGAUGAUGAAAUCAGUUACAUGCCAUCUAUAUGGAUGUUUGGAUGCUAUACUAAAGAAAGUUGGUGUGAGAGAAGCUAGUUUCUUGCCUACAAAUAAAGUAGAGGAUGAUGAACAAACUCUACUAUACCAAAUGGAUAAAUAUGAUUUCCGAGCAUCAAAUAUCUUCAUGGUUCCAAUGCUUGCCAUUCUCACUGUCAACAUAAUUUGCUUUGUUGGAGGAGUUUACAGAGUGGUUUUGGUGGGUGAUUGGGACAAAAUGUUCAUUCAGAUUUUCCUUGCAGUUUUUAUCAUCACUAUCAACUACCCUAUUAUUGAAGGGGUAGUGAUAAGGCAGGACAAGGGACGAAUUUCACAGGUGGUGGCUAUGCGUGUUAUCUUGGCUACGAUGAUUCUUUUGACGUUUUGUAAUCUAUUAAGAAGUGCAUAAUAUUCUCUACUACCAAUUUACUGUAUAUUAUGAGUAUCAUCCAACUCUCACAUCGUGUCAAGAAAAAAGUAGAGAAAAUGUAUACUCAUCCAAAUCCCACAACACAUCAGAGUAGUCUGAAGAAGAAAAAAAGGUGGAGAGUUGUUAUAAAUAUGGAGAGUUAGUUGAGUUUUAUUCACCACAACAACGCCAUUAUUUGGGUAUCUUGGGCUCAGUAGUUGUGUGGCUUUGUGAAAGUUUGCAAUUCUGACCUUGUGAGGAUUUCCAAUUCUUUUCCUAAAUUGCAUUAAGUAAUAAAAUAUUUUGUUGAGAUGUGAA